Molecule: messenger RNA, 3291 nt
Organism: Pararge aegeria (speckled wood butterfly)
Lineage: Eukaryota; Metazoa; Arthropoda; Insecta; Lepidoptera; Nymphalidae
Exons: 5
Coding region: 1-3132 (1043 amino acids)
Source: RefSeq, a predicted model, not a curated record
AUGUGGUUGAGCGUAGUUGCUUGUUUUUUAUUUGGUGUAGUGACCUUAGCUGUCAGUGAAAAGGCCGAUUCGAGGAUAGUACAUAUAGAUUCAGGCCCCGUUCGAGGUUACAAGGAUCCUAACGAAGACAUUUUUGUAUAUUAUGGCAUUCCAUAUGCAAAGGCUCCCAGUGGAUCCGAUAAGUUUAAGGCACCUCUGCCAUCGCCGAAAUGGAUUUAUCCAUUAGAAGCCCUAGAUAAAGGAAUAAUAUGCCCACAAGCUGAUUUUUUUAAUUUAAAUCAUUCUAAAACCAUGCAGGAAGAUUGCCUCAUUGCUAAUGUAUAUGUGCCAAAUACUGAGAAAAGUAAUCUACCAGUUGUCAUCUAUAUCCAUGGUGGUGGAUUUAUGAUGGGAUUUGGAGAUAUUGUUACACCAAAAAAAAUUGUUGGUAGCAAAGAUAUUAUUGUUGUCACUUUCAAUUAUAGACUCGGAGCACAUGGUUUUCUCUGCUUAGGUACAAACGAUGUGCCUGGUAAUGCUGGAAUGAAAGAUCAAGUAGCAUUACUUCGUUGGACAAAGAAAAAUAUUGCGUAUUUUGGUGGAAAUUCAGAUGAUAUAACAGUAGCAGGUUACAGUGCUGGCUCUGUCUCUGCAGAUUUAUUGAUCUUAUCAAAAACAACUAACGGUUUGUUUAAAAAAGUUAUUCCAGAGAGCGGUGCAAAUCUGUCACCUUUUAGCGUUCAAGUUGAUCCCAUUCAAAAUGCUAUCGAAUAUGGAAAAGUAUUAAAAUUUGAAAAUGGCGAUAUACACGCAUUAGAAGAUUUUUACAAAAAUGCUCCCUAUGAACUUCUACAGUCAGGAAGCGAUAUUAUUAGGACAGAUAUUCUUAUGGUACCUUGUGUAGAGCGAGAACAUGGCGAAGAAAGAUUCCUAGAGGACAGUCCUUUUAAUAUUUUAAAUGGUGGCAAUUUCACUACGUUUCCUAUGCUGUAUGGUUUCGCUAACAUGGAAGGAUUACUAAGGAUUCCCGUUUUUGAUCAAUGGAAGGAAAAAAUGAACACCUAUUUUCCUGACUUUUUACCAGUUGACUUACAAUUUAAGAACGAUAAAGAGAAAGGGGCAGUGGCGGAGAAAAUAAAAAGAUUCUAUUUUAAAGAUAAUCCCAUCAAUGAGCAAAAUAUUUUGGGUUUCAUUGAUUUUGUGUCAGACACUUAUUUUACUUGCCCAACAUUGAGAUCUGUUAACUUUCAAUUAAAAGCUGGAAAUAAUAACAUUUACGUUUACGAAUAUUCUUUCGUAGAAGACAGCACACCUUUAGUUCCUCACACGGAAGUACGGGGAGCAGGUCAUUGUUUUCAAACAGUAGCAGUUUUAGAUGGAAUUCAAUUUAAUGUAUCAGAUGAAACUAAUAUGUCAGAAGAUCUAAGAGAAAUGAAGGAGCUAAUGAGGGAUCUCUGGACGAGUUUUGCUAAAAAUGGGCGCCCUGAAAGCCCUGGAGUACUCAGCUGGCCACCUGUUCGAGAAGACAUGUCACCAUACAUGGUCCUCAAGAAAAAUCCCCAACUCGGAAAAUCAUUGUUGAAAGAACGAUGCACUUUUUGGGAAGGAAUAUAUCAGAACCAUUACUAUAACCCUAUACCGCCUUACAUACCUUCGUUAACAAUUAACAAUGAACUUGCACCGCUGCCACCGCCAAUAUGGUUCGAGACUUUGGAAGCGGUAAAUAAAGAGAUUAUUUGCCCACAAAUAAAUGUGCCAAUGUUUGUGAAUAACAGAAUAAUGCAAGAAGAUUGCCUCAUCGCUAAUGUUUAUGUACCGGACACAGGUGAAAAGAAUCUUCCAGUUGUUGUUUACGUUCAUGGAGGAGCAUUUAUACUUGGUUUCGGAAAUUUAGCCACGCCAAAAAAAUUGGUUAGCAGUAAAAGAAUAAUUGCUGUUACAUUUAAUUACCGACUUGGAGCGCACGGUUUUCUGUGCUUAGGGACAGAAGAAGCACCUGGAAAUGCGGGUAUGAAAGAUCAAGUGGCACUUUUACGCUGGGUUAAGAAAAAUAUUGCAAGUUUCGGUGGCAAUCCUGACGAUGUCACAAUAGCAGGCGGCAGUGCAGGCUCAACAGCGGUAGAUCUGUUAAUGAUAUCUAAAAUGGCAUCAGGUUUGUUCACCAAAGUUAUACCUGAGAGCGGUGCCAACAUUGCGCCAUACAGUGUCCAAGUAGAUCCAUUACAGAACGCCAAAGAGUAUGCUAAAUUAUUGCAAUAUAAUGGGCCGGAUGAUGUUUAUCAAUUACAAGAAUUUUAUAAAAGUGCCUCAUAUGAACUACUACAAUCAGGUAACGUUAUUUACAGAACUGAUUCUGUAUUUCUUAUGGGACCUUGUGUGGAGCGAGAUAUUGGUGAAGAGAGAUUUCUUCAAGAUAGUCCAUUAAAUAUUUUAAAGAAAGGAAAUUUUGACAAAUUGCCCAUGUUAUACGGUUUCACAAACAUGGAAGGACUUCUGAGAAUUGAUAUAUUUGAUUCGUGGAAAAAUGAAAUGAACAGUAGGUUUUCCGACUUCUUGCCACCUGAUUUGCAAUUUCAAUCGGAAUCAGAGAAAGAAGCAGUAGCAAAAAAAAUUAAAAAGUUUUAUUUUGAUGACAAAGAUGUUGGUGAUAAUACUGUUUUAGAUUAUGUAAACUAUUUCUCAGAUAUUAUGUUUGCUUGUCCAACCUUAAGAUCAAUAAACCUUCAGUUAAAAGCCGGCAAUAAUGACAUAUAUUUAUACGAGUACUCUUUCGUGGAAGAUAGUACGCCAUUAGUUCCACAUACAAAUGUACGUGGAGCAAAUCAUUGUGCUCAGACGGCUGCUGUGUUGGAUGGAGCUAAUAUAACAUCAUUAGAUGAAUCAGUUAUAUCAGAUGACUUAAGAACGAUGAAACGUAUCAUGAGAGAACUUUGGUUAAAUUUUAUAACAACAGGAAAACCUGAAAGCUCCGAAGUACCGGCAUGGGUACCCGUGAGUGCGGAUUGGUCGCCGCAUAUGGCCCUGAAAAAGAAUCCAGAGCUUCGAGGAUCUUUGUUGAAAGAGAGAUGUUUAUUCUGGGACCAAAUCUUUGACAAAUAUUAUCGAUCGCCGCUACCGCCCGCGGUUCCUCCACCACGACGUAACGAACUGUAAUUGAAGAAUAAUGUCAUCGUUCCGAAUUAGUUAAAAAUGUUCGUGUCGAUCAUUAGUUGCGUUAUAAAAAUUCUAUUUGAUAUUGUUAUUGUCAUAUAAAAUAUACUAUUUAAUAUUUUAUAAAAAUAUAUGUGUUAGUACCAGUCUAACCAGCAUAUA